Molecule: messenger RNA, 1161 nt
Organism: Belonocnema kinseyi
Lineage: Eukaryota; Metazoa; Arthropoda; Insecta; Hymenoptera; Cynipidae
Product: glucose dehydrogenase [FAD, quinone]-like
Exons: 3
Coding region: 1-1161 (386 amino acids)
Molecular function (GO): flavin adenine dinucleotide binding; oxidoreductase activity, acting on CH-OH group of donors
Source: RefSeq, a predicted model, not a curated record
AUGGCAAAGAAAGAAGUAGUUGUAUCUGCAGGUGCUAUAAAUUCUCCAAAGCUACUAAUGCUUUAUGGAAUAGGCUCAUCUUAUGAGCUUCAGAAACAUGGUAUCCAUGCAAUACAAAAUUUCGCCGUCGGUCAUAAUCUUCAAGAUCACGUGACGUUCAAGGGAAUACCUAGGGGUGCACCUGUAAUUCAAGCAAGAUAUUUUACAGCGGAUUUAGACAUGAAAGUAAUGCUUGAAGGUGUCCGAAUGAGCCUUGGAUUAUUUAAUAUUCCAGCGUUUAAGCAAAAUAACUUCAAGCUCAAUGAAACGCCUUUGUCUGCUUGUGCUGCAUUCCAAUUCAAUACCAAAGCAUAUUGUAAACAUGGUAUCCAUGUAAUACAAAAUUUAGCUGUCGGUCAUAAUCUUCAAGAUCACGUGACUGUCAAGGGAAUACCUUGCCAGGUUAGAGACGGAAGUCCUUUUUGCCCACAAAGGCUAGAUGAUUUGAAUUAUUAUCUCUCAACGCAUAGAGGUCCAUAUUCUACAACAGGUGUCUCUACUAUUACUGCUUUUUUUAGAACCAGGUAUGCAACAAGUACGAGAGUACCGGAUAUGCAAUUACAUUUUCUAGCUGAUGGUGGCAAUCCUGUUUAUUACAAUCAAUUUUUUAUUUUGCCAACUCUAUUAAAACCAAAAAGUAGGGGUUUUAUUAAACUCAAUGACACUGAUCCAAUAUGGGGUGCACCUGUAAUUAAAGCAAGAUAUUUCACAGCGGAUUUAGACAUGAAAGUAAUGCUUGAAGGUGUCCGAAUUAGCCUUGGAUUAUUUAAUACUCCAGCGUUUAAGCAAAAUAACUUCAGGCUAAAUGAAACACCUUUGCCUGCUUGUGCUGCAUUCCAAUUCAAUACUGAAGCAUAUUGGAUAUGUGUAAUAAGACAAUAUACUCAAACUUUAUAUCAUCCUGCUGGGACUUGCAAAAUGGGUCCUAACGAAGAUCCAGAAGCUGUUGUUGAUCCUACAUUACGUGUUCGUGGUAUUAAAAAUUUAAGAGUAAUUGAUGCUUCUGUCAUGCCGGAUGUUGUUAGAGGAAACACUAAUGCUCCUGUUAUUAUGAUUGCCGAAAAAGCGAGUGAUAUGGUAAAAGGACAUUGGUAUAAACAUAAAUAUGCUUUGUUUACUUGA